AUUACAGAUAGAAGAAUCUUCUAAACCCGUAAGGCUAUCUCAGCAGCUGGACAAAGCCGUAACCACAAACUAUAAACCAGUGGCUAAUCACCAGUAUAAUAUUGAAUAUGAGAAGAAGAAGAAAGAAGAUGGAAAACGGGCUCGUGCUGAUAAACAACAAGUGCUGGACAUGCUUUUUUCAGCCUUUGAGAAACAUCAGUACUACAACAUUAAAGACCUGGUGGACAUAACCAAACAGCCAGUGAUAUACUUGAAGGAGAUUUUAAGAGAAAUAGGCAUCUACAACGUGAAGGGGACCCACAAAAACACAUGGGAGCUGAAGCCAGAAUACAGGCACUACCAAGGAGAAGACAAGAGUGAUUAA
Molecule: messenger RNA, 364 nt
Organism: Apaloderma vittatum (bar-tailed trogon)
Lineage: Eukaryota; Metazoa; Chordata; Aves; Trogoniformes; Trogonidae
Gene: GTF2F2
Product: general transcription factor IIF, polypeptide 2, 30kDa
Exons: 3
Biological process (GO): transcription by RNA polymerase II; transcription initiation at RNA polymerase II promoter
Cellular component (GO): transcription factor TFIIF complex
Source: RefSeq, a predicted model, not a curated record